This is a messenger RNA of Sphenostylis stenocarpa, 1068 nucleotides long. The record is from the annotation of a GenBank genome assembly. NCBI's taxonomy places the organism in Eukaryota, Viridiplantae, Streptophyta, Magnoliopsida, Fabales, Fabaceae.
AUGGAACCAACUUUGCUAGGCAUGCCGGGUCCAUGGGCCGAGGAUUAUCGCGAGCCAUCUGAUCCCUAUACAACUAAAAUUGGAGGACUCCCUGACUGGCCCCUUCCCAUAAGUCCCGAUUUGCUACGCUGUGCCGCGUGCGGCGGCCAACUCUGCCUGGUGGCGCAGGUUUACGCUCCCCUUUCUCAACACCGCGCCCUCUUCGUUCUUGGUUGCGUAUCGCCCAAUUGCGGAACCGCUUGGCGCGUUCUUCGAGUUCAGAACAUUGCUGACGUGGACACUUCUCAACCGAAAGAACCUGCGCCGAAUGGUGAAAUUCUAUGUGCCAAUGUGUCGGAUGACGAAGACGGAAUUGACAUGGAUUUCGAACAACUCGGUAAGGCUCUCUUUGAAGCUGGGACUGCGGCUUCCAACUCCAAGCGCAAGAAGCCGAGGAAAAAACGACAGAACAAGCUCCCUUCAUCUUCUCCACAACCAAAAGCAACAGCUUUAGUUCAAAAUGACGUGCCUGUGGUGCCCUGUUUUUAUAUAUACCCAAAAGAGGAGUCCUCCUCUUGGGAUCUUCGUCUUGUAUGUUCUAGCUACUCGACACUUUCCAUUAAGGAGAAUCGAAGUGAUGCCGAGGAUCCUUCAGAACCGGAUGAAACCUGGGAAAAGGAAGAUUAUGAGUAUGAUAAAGCUUUGACAGCUGAUAGAACUUACCUCAAGUUCAAGAAACGAUUGGAUGCAUAUCCUGAACAAUGUUUUAGAUAUUCGUAUGGUGGGAAGCCGAUUUUAGCUGCAGUCAAUGAAAUAAACCCUGGCAACUGUAGACUCUGUGGCAGACCAAGGCAAUUCGAGAUGCAGCUGAUGCCUCCAUUAUUAUACUUUCUUCAGGAAGCUCUUGGUGACCGAAGACAUCUGGUGGAAAAGUGGGAUUGGAUGACCCUCAUUGUAUAUACUUGUUCAGAGAGUUGCUCCGUAGAGAUUGAACAAGCAAAGUCCAAUAUGAGAUGGAUUGUGGCAGAGGAGGCAGUUGUAGCUCAAUGUGAGGAAUCCAUUCCCGUUCAGCUUGGCUAUUUCUCAUGA